Molecule: messenger RNA, 3536 nt
Organism: Anastrepha ludens (Mexican fruit fly)
Lineage: Eukaryota; Metazoa; Arthropoda; Insecta; Diptera; Tephritidae
Product: inositol-trisphosphate 3-kinase A-like
Exons: 6
Coding region: 759-2816 (685 amino acids)
Biological process (GO): inositol phosphate biosynthetic process
Cellular component (GO): cytoplasm; nucleus
Molecular function (GO): inositol-1,4,5-trisphosphate 3-kinase activity; inositol tetrakisphosphate kinase activity
Source: RefSeq, a predicted model, not a curated record
UCGUCAGUUGAAUUUUCACCAGCAAAGUAUUCGCGUGGCUAAAAACAGCGCAUGACUACGGCGGCUCGGCAGCUCAACGGUGUUUACUUUCGUCUGGCGUUUGCUUUAUUGCUGCUCAUGCAGGCACUUGCAAAUACGAAAUUGAAUGCGUACUUUUAACAUUUCGGCAAUUGUCUGUCCGUCAAUGGCAAGGCGGGCGUUGAAGAGUUGACCGAAUUUCGUAUUCGUUUUCGCAUUAUUCUAUAUCGUUUCUGUUUUGCGGUGUUAUUGUGUCCCUGUGACCCUGUUGUGGUGGUAUUCUGGCCUUUUUGACAGUGAAACGGGCAAACGUUUCAAAAGGUGUUUACGAAAAAGUGAUCGAGACAAGAAGAAGAGUAGAAUACGUAAUUUAUCAAGCACAGACGAAGUGAUCAUCGAACAAGUGGGAAAAAGUUGUGAAAAAGUGAAAAUAUUUGCUGACAAGUACGACGACAUAUAAUAGUAAAUACGAGUGAAUCAAAGAGCUGAGCUGAUUUGAGCUCAGAAAGAGUAGAAAGCACUUCAGCAGAGCAACGCAACAGUACAGUAUUUUAAGAUAGUAAACGUACGAUGGAGUAAGGACGUUGAAUUUGGGCAAAGAGUCGGUGUUGUUUUUUAGCUAUGAACUAACGACUAUUCAAAAAUAUUUUUGAAAAUAUAAACGGGUCGGUGAACUGAAGACAAAAGUGAGGUAGAGUGAAAUCAGUGAGCGAUUUUGGUGCGCGCGUGUGUGUGUGACAAUGUCUUUGUGCGCUUAUCCGCAAGUACGCAUUUACGAGGAUUUCGAUAAAAUGAGCGCCAAAGAAGUCUACUACAACGAAGCCGGUAACAAAGUCACCGUCAAGCUGUUGCACUUUCCCGACGUGCCGCCCGAGGAGGUGGACAACAUUAAAUUUGACGAUGACGAAUAUGCCGAAGAGGCCGUCGAAUUGGAUCAUUCCCUUUGCAAGGAGUGCUGUGUAGGCGAAGAUGGUGUUGACAUUAGCAGAAACUUGGUGAAUGGGCUGCCACACUUGAAAACACCCUUUAACACUUUAGAGAAUGAUGAUGAAGAGGAGGAAGACGACGAUGCUGAAGUGGAGGGUGAGGGCACGCCAUAUGAUGAAACCGUUGAGCGCGAGGCGGAUGAGCAGUCACGUCCACAUUCACCAGCAUUGCCAAUUGCUUUGCAGUCCCACUUGCAUCAUCCAUACCACCACCAUUACCAUCAACACAAUGAUCAGACGCUUGCUCACUCAGUGCCAGCCAAAAAGAGCUAUCGCAAAAAGGCCGUUAGCAAUCAGAUACAUUCGCGUAAAUACAGUCUCGCCUUUGCACAGGCGCAUGGUCUGCCCAUUACUGCGCCGCCCACUAUAAUGGUGCCGCCACGUUCUCCCGCCGCCAAUGAAUUCGGUGGUUGUGCACUGCGACGUCAGUUACAACUGCAGCGUCGUUCACCAUCGCCACAGCAAAACUUGUGCCCCGGCUAUACGCAAUACUCCAAGUCGUUUCUCGAAGUGCCGCUGCCGCGUGACUACGGCUACGCUUCCAGCGAUGAUUUGAGCUCCGAAUGGGACUCCGAUGUGCCGGUGGCAUCAGUGGGUCGUAGCCAGACGCAAUUGAAAAAGCCUUCUGGUUGGCGCAAGUUACGCAAUAUCGUGCAAUGGACACCCUUUUUUCAAACCUACAAAAAACAGCGCUAUCCCUGGGUCCAACUGGCCGGGCAUCAAGGCAACUUCAAGGCCGGUCCUGAACAGGGCACCGUCUUGAAGAAGCUCUGCCCGAAAGAGGAGGACUGCUUUCGUGUGCUCAUGAAGGAUGUACUACGCCCAUAUGUGCCCGAAUACAAGGGGCAGGUGACCAGCGAGGAUGGUGAACUAUACUUGCAGCUGCAGGACUUACUGAGCGAUUUCUAUCAACCCUGUGUGAUGGACUGCAAGAUCGGUGUGCGCACUUAUCUCGAGGAAGAGCUCUCCAAGGCCAAGGAGAAGCCGAAGUUGCGCAAGGAUAUGUAUGAGAAAAUGAUACAGAUUGAUCCGGAUGCGCCCAGCGAGGAGGAGCACAAGGCAAAGGGUGUGACCAAGCCGCGUUACAUGGUCUGGCGCGAGACCAUCUCGAGCACAGCAACACUCGGAUUCCGUAUAGAGGGCAUUAAGAAGAGCGAUGGCACCAGCACGAAGGAUUUUAAGACAACAAAAUCCCGUCAACAAAUCAAGCAGGCCUUCCGCGAGUUCAUCAAUGGUUUUCAACAUGCUAUGCCCCGUUACAUACAGCGCCUGCAGGCGAUUCGUGCCACACUCGAAUGCUCCGACUUCUUUCGCACACACGAAGUUAUCGGUAGUUCGCUACUGUUUGUGCACGACCGCUAUCAGGCCAGUGUCUGGCUAAUUGAUUUUGCCAAAACUAUUGGCCUUCCCGAUAAUCAGCGGAUCAAUCACAGCCGCACCUGGACAGUGGGUAACCAUGAGGAUGGCUAUCUGAUUGGCAUCAAAAAUUUGCUUGAAAUUUUUUGCGAACUCGAUGCGGAAAUGACCGCGGAGACAUCGCUUACACCGUCAUCGGCCUCGUCGUCGGCUUCCUUGUCGCCCAAGCGUAAUCUAAGUGAAUCUAACGCCGACGAUACAGCAUCUGGUAGCGCGGCAAGAGAGGGAGAAGUCAUUUUGGAAGCGAUUAAGCCUGCAAAGAUGACGACUGCUGGAGAGAGCCAACUGACAGUGACUUCCAGCGAAGCGGCUGCUACUGAGCAAAUACUGAUCACCCAGACUGUGGGAGAACCGCCGUCGAAGGAACCAGAGCGUGAUACGCAGGAAAUACUCUAGAGCAUUUCGAAUAGGAUCCGAAUGCCAGCGAGAAUCUUUAUACAAGAUUUAAUUGCACUUAAUGACCGCUCGAUCGCUUCCAACUACUUUUUGCUAGAAAUUUAAGAAAUUAUUGAAUAAUAAAAAAUAGUUUAAGCUUGAAAUGCAAUUACUCGUAAGCACGCAAGACUGAACACAUAGUAAUUUAUUGAGUUACAUACAUACAUACUGUAUUUUUAAUAAGCCCACAUAAAUAUCUACUAAUACUUAAGUGAAAAAGAGAAGAGAACAACUAUCCAAUGAUAGUCUAACGAAAUUUUGCACAAAGUCACGUGGAUUAUCAAGGAAAUAGGCUUGACUCACCAACUGCAAUGCACAGAUGAAACCCAUGAACGCACAGCAUUUGUAAGCGGAGCGGAGAUUUCACUAGUGGAAAUGUAGAAUAAGGAAAUUUUGAUUAGUUUAAAAAUAUGCAACUAUGGCUUCAAGCCAUUCGAAGCACUACAAUUUGUUGCAAUAAUUGCAGAAAGGAGUUAUUCCAUUGUGUGGUGGCGAGCUUAGGCGGCACAAAACGUUCGAGCAUUCAAUACGAUUUUUUGUUUGUUUGUUAAAUAUCACAUACGCAUUAUAUACAUCAAUACAAAUACAUACAUAUGCACACACCCACUAGCUAAUAGACUAAGCAAUAAUUGUAAAACUUUUUAACGAGGCAAUGAUUUCAAUAAAAGAAUUGCGAAACAA